Capronia epimyces CBS 606.96 is the source of this 852-nucleotide messenger RNA. Its product is annotated as prohibitin-1. Gene Ontology annotation, biological process: mitochondrion organization. Lineage: Eukaryota; Fungi; Ascomycota; Eurotiomycetes; Chaetothyriales; Herpotrichiellaceae. Gene Ontology annotation, cellular component: membrane; mitochondrion. The transcript is spliced from 2 exons. Bases 1 to 852 code for a protein of 283 amino acids. The record is from RefSeq and is a predicted model, not a curated record.
AUGUCGGCGCCUAACGUACUCAACGCCAUUUCUAGAUAUGCCGUUCCCGUCUUCAUCGCCGUGUCGCUGGGCCAGGCGGCAAUAUACGACGUCAAAGGUGGGACGAGGGCAGUCAUUUUCGACCGGAUUGGGGGUGUGAAAGAUCAGGUGGUCAACGAAGGCACACACUUCCUGGUUCCGUGGCUGCAGAAGGCCAUCAUCUACGACGUGCGGACGAAGCCUAGGAACAUCAGCACCACCACCGGAAGCAAGGACUUGCAGAUGGUCAGCCUGACUCUGCGCGUACUGCAUCGACCGGAGGUGCAGAAGCUGCCAAAGAUCUACCAGGCCCUCGGUCAAGACUACGAUGAGAGGGUACUUCCGUCCAUCGGCAACGAGGUUUUAAAAGCCAUUGUCGCCCAGUUCGAUGCCGCAGAGUUGAUUACUCAGAGAGAGGCAGUGUCGCAGCGGAUCCAAAACGACCUUAUGCUCCGAGCGUCGGAGUUCAACAUUGCCUUAGAGGACGUCUCCAUCACGCAUAUGACUUUUGGCAAGGAAUUCACACGAGCCGUUGAACAGAAACAGAUUGCACAACAAGAUGCAGAACGGGCGAGAUUCGUCGUCGAAAAGGCUGAGCAAGAGAGACAAGCCAACGUCAUCCGCGCCGAGGGUGAAGCCGAGGCCGCCGAAAUCAUCAGCAAAGCGGUGGCCAAGGCUGGCGAUGGUCUGAUCCAGAUCAGAAGAAUUGAAGCUAGCAAAGAUAUUGCGCAGACCUUGGCCAGCAAUCCAAAUGUCACGUAUUUGCCCGGUGGCGGAGACGGAGAAAACGGAAAGGGCAAGAACACGGGGUUAUUACUUGGACUUCGAGCAUGA